Molecule: messenger RNA, 276 nt
Organism: Racocetra persica
Lineage: Eukaryota; Fungi; Glomeromycota; Glomeromycetes; Diversisporales; Gigasporaceae
Source: the annotation of a GenBank genome assembly
GAUAGAGCUGGUAUACUUCUAUCUAUAGAAAUUUUAAGUAAUAAUUUUAUUUCUAUAUAUAAAGAAACCGAAUUAAAAGUUUCUGUGUCUAAAGAAACUAAAUUGAAAACAGAAAUUAUAAAUCUUAUUAAACAUUUAUCAAUUGAUGAUCCUUUAAAUAUACAAGAAUAUAUUGAGAUUGAUAAUUAUAUGAACAUUAAAGAAGACUUAACUAUAAAUGAAAUUGUUGAUAUAGUAAACAGACAAGAUAAGAGUGAAACAGGAAAAAAUGAUUAA